Molecule: messenger RNA, 1415 nt
Organism: Xyrauchen texanus (razorback sucker)
Lineage: Eukaryota; Metazoa; Chordata; Actinopteri; Cypriniformes; Catostomidae
Product: P2X purinoceptor 1-like
Exons: 13
Coding region: 90-1277 (395 amino acids)
Biological process (GO): response to ATP; monoatomic cation transmembrane transport
Cellular component (GO): nuclear inner membrane; plasma membrane
Molecular function (GO): ATP binding; extracellularly ATP-gated monoatomic cation channel activity; purinergic nucleotide receptor activity
Source: RefSeq, a predicted model, not a curated record
GUCUUCAAGAACACGUGAAGAGGGAAAAAAGAGAGAGGGAUAAAAAGCGUGACAUUUUGUAUCUUUGUAACUUUUCCUUUCAACUUUCCAUGAGGACAAUGAAAAUCUCAAUAAAGGAUUAUUUUUCAGAAUUUCUCUUUGAAUAUGAGACUCCUCGUCAAGUUAUAGUCAAGAACAGCAGAGUUGCAGUUGUUUGUAGAAUCAUCCAGCUGGGCGUUCUAGCCUACAUCAUUGGGUGGGUGUUUAUAUAUGAGAAAGGUUACCAGACUAUGGAUACCGCCAUAGGCUCUGUCCUCACCAAGAUGAAGGGACUGGCCUACACAAAUAUCACUGGAAAAGAGAGAAUAUGGGAUGUAGCUGAUUAUGUUUUUCCUGAACAGGGUGAUUCAUCUUUUGUUGUGAUGACAAAUUACAUUUCAACUACACAGACACAGGGCAAGUGUCAUGAGAUCCCAGAUGGGAAGAACAAGUGUAAUUCGGACGCUGACUGUGAUGAGGGCACAUACAAACGUACGGGAAAUGGGCACAUGACGGGAAAGUGUGAGAACUCAACCAGUACUUGUGAGAUCUACUCCUGGUGUCCUGUUGAAGAUGAUCGUCAAAUACCAGACCCUCCAAUUCUGCAGGCAGCAGAAAACUACACACUAUUCAUCAAAAACUCCAUCACCUUUCGCCAGUUCAAUGUAGUCAGGAGUAACUUGGUAGAAAGUGUGAAUCAAAGUUACAUCAAUCGCUGUCUAUAUCACCCCAUGAAUGAUCCACUGUGUCCUAUCUUCAGAUUGGGAGACAUCGUUGAGCGCUCUGGUUUCAAUUUCUCAGAGAUAGCUCGCAUGGGUGGUGCUAUAGGAAUUCUCAUUGACUGGGAUUGCAAUCUGGAUCUGAGUAUCACAUACUGCAAACCAAAUUAUGAAUUUCAUGGCCUUUACGGAACUGGGAAAGAUGACAAAGAAAAUAAACCAUCACUUGGAUACAAUUUCAGAUAUGGCAAAUAUUUUGUGGAGGACAACGUGGAGAAGAGAACACUAAUGAAGGUGUUUGGCGUACGGAUAAACAUCAUUGUUUAUGGACGAGCAGGAAAAUUUGAUAUCAUUCCAGUGCUGAUGGCCAUAGGCUCAGGUGUAGGAAUAUUUGGAGUGGCAACAGUCAUCUGUGAUUUGCUCCUUCUAUAUUUACUUCCAAAGAGAGAUUACUACAAAAAUAUGAAAUUCAAGAAUACAGAAAUCCAGGAGGAGAAGCCAGAUUUGCCACCAUCACAGACAGAGAAAGAUCAACCAUAGGAUUGAAGGCAGGGUGGCUGCCAUGAACCUGUACUGGACUACUGCACUGGAAAAAAAAAUAUUUAUAUAUUGUCAACACUGGACCAUUAGCAAAAGGACCCGGGAGGCUUGGCACACACUCCAGAAAUACCAGACAUC